AGAAAUACCAAAGAAGACAGAAGAGCACCCUCCAAAAGUCCUCAGCAGAAUGUCCUCUGUCAACGACACGGCCUCACAUCCUCCUGCCUUCCUCCUGCUGGGUAUUCCUGGUCUGCAAGCUCUCCAUAUCUGGGUGGCCUUCCCUUUCUGUGUGGUUUAUCUGGUGGCCCUUGUGGGGAACAUCACAAUCCUGUUUGUGGUCAGGACUGAGCAGAGUCUUCAUCAACCCAUGUUCUACUUUCUGGCUCUUCUCUCCUUUAUUGAUCUAGGUCUCUCCACUUCUACCAUACCCAAAAUGCUGGCCAUCUUUUGGUUCAACAUUCGGGAGAUAAGCUUUGAAGGCUGUCUCACCCAAAUGUUCUUUAUUCACUCCUGCACCGGUAUGGAAUCUGAUGUACUCACGGCCAUGGCGAUUGACCGCUUCGUUGCCAUCUGUUAUCCACUGAGAUAUCCCACUGUUCUCACCAACAGAGCGGUAGCCGUCAUGGCCUCUGUUUCAGUAGGGAAGCCAGUCUUCCUUGCCAUCCUAUUCUGCCCUCUUCUCAAAAGACUGCCCUUCUGUGGACACCAUAUUAUUCCGCACACGUACUGUGAGCACAUGGGCAUUGCCCGGCUCGCCUGUGCGAACAUAAGAGUCAACAUCACCUACGGCUUGUUUACCAUCGCGACCCUGGUCUUUGAUUUGAUCCUUAUCGCCCUCUCCUACGUUCGCAUCCUACGAGCUGUCUUCCACCUUCCUUCCAAAGACGCCAGGCGCAAAGCCCUUAGCACGUGUGGUUCCCAUGUCUGUGUCCUCUUAGCCUUUUACACCCCAGCGUUUUUCUCCUUUAUGACCCACCGGUUUGGUGGGAACAUUCCUCGCUACGUUCACAUCCUCCUGGCCAGUCUCUACGUGGUUGUUCCUCCCGGUUUAAACCCAGUCAUUUACGGGGUCAGGACAAAGCAAAUCCGUGACCGCGUUGUGAGAAUAUUUGUCAAGAAAGAGGGACCCAGUACAUUCAGAAGUUGAGAAACUCUUGCAGGC
Molecule: messenger RNA, 1024 nt
Organism: Phacochoerus africanus (Common warthog)
Lineage: Eukaryota; Metazoa; Chordata; Mammalia; Artiodactyla; Suidae
Product: olfactory receptor 52E4-like
Exons: 1
Coding region: 50-1009 (319 amino acids)
Biological process (GO): G protein-coupled receptor signaling pathway
Cellular component (GO): membrane
Molecular function (GO): olfactory receptor activity; G protein-coupled receptor activity
Source: RefSeq, a predicted model, not a curated record